Molecule: messenger RNA, 1438 nt
Organism: Cryptotermes secundus
Lineage: Eukaryota; Metazoa; Arthropoda; Insecta; Blattodea; Kalotermitidae
Product: endocuticle structural glycoprotein SgAbd-2-like
Exons: 4
Coding region: 34-447 (137 amino acids)
Cellular component (GO): chitin-based extracellular matrix
Molecular function (GO): structural constituent of chitin-based larval cuticle
Source: RefSeq, a predicted model, not a curated record
AUCAUCAGCCAUCAUCAUCACUCAAGAGUCAUCAUGAAGCUGAUGGUGCUAAUAUUGAGUUCACUGGGCAUAGUUACUGCGCAGAGGGGAGGUCAGUACAGCAGCCUGCAGACAGUUCCCAUCAUCCAAUACAACAAUGAAGUCAAUUAUGACGGCACCUACAGAUACAAUUACGAGACAGGAAACGGCAUUGUGGCGCAAGAGCAGGGUUAUCUGAAGAAUGCCGGACAGAAGGACUUGGAGGCACAGGUUGCUACAGGAUCCUUCUCGUACACAGGGCCUGACGGUGUCCUCUACACUGUAACAUACACAGCCGAUGAAAAUGGAUUCCGUGCUGAGGGCGCACACCUGCCGACACCCCCACCAAUUCCAGAAGCCAUCGCCCGCGCUCUGAACCUACAGCAGCAACCUCAGCGCCCCGGCCCUACCAGGUACUAUAGGAAAUAAGAUCCAUCACUUCUGCUUGACAUGGACAUGAACAGUAACGUCGCCUGUGAGAUUUAGCAACGUCGCAUGUUGUAAAGCUUUGAUAUCUUUACUUUGGUAGAUCUUAGUAAGAAAACACUUUAAUGAGAUUUCAGGUUUCCACAGUGGUUAGUAUUAAGAUCACGGUCAUAUACGUUUCGGUGACGCGCAGUUUUAAUAGCCAUGUACUACCCUGAAGAUGGAGGCAUCAGGUUACUUCGAAAUUUACCAAACUGCACAACUCUACAUUCCAGGAGAUUUCAAUCUUGAAGAAAAAUUAUGUGGGCCUCUACAAAAAUAUUACAUCAUCACCGUGUCAGGGAGAAAUUUCGUGUUUACAUUUUCAAAAUUUCACGAAAUUUCAAUUUCUUGGCCUUGUGACACACAUCAUUAACACGUGUGUGCGUUAUGACUAUAGUCAAAGAUCUACAUUACGGAUGCAAUUAAAACUUCUGUAAUUAAGUUGAAAUUUAAUGUCUUCUGGAAUGUGACGACGGGUAGUAUUAUAGAUAUUUACAAAUGUUUCGUAGAAACCUGCUGACUCCAUCUUCAGAGUAUAAAUCUCUUCUAAAUGAAUACUGAGACAGAAGAUUUUUCUUAUGAAUAGUUGGAAAAUAAUUACCAGUCUAAUUGCGCCAAUCCCCAAACAGUAAUCUUCACUGAAAUCAUCGUUAGGGACUCAAAACUCAUAAUAAAACAAGGUAUUUAAUUUUUUCCCUUAUGAUAGUGUUAAGUAGCCAUAAGGUGAGGAUGUGUGUACAUAACUUUGGUGAUAACUUUCUUCAUAAAAUAUGCAAUUUACUUAAGCACUAUUUAAGAGUAUAUGGGUAAUUUACGAGAAUAUACAUUACAUUGUGUUCUGUAUAAUUAGAUCUAGCUAUGAAUAUUAGCUGUCAGUUUUUGUAUCACUGAGCUGUGUUACUUUCUGCUCGUAGUCAUGCUAAUAGUUCUCAUUUUGAAUGUUGGUCUUCCG